CAGAAGGGCUAUAAAGGGACCCCAAUAUGCUCAUGCCCACACCUGGGUUUGGCCAUGGCUGUGCAGAGUUUCCUGCAGUACGUGGGCUCCAGCUCACUGCUCUGUUUGGCAGCAGGGCUGUUUGCUCUCCUUUACUUUUUCUCCAGCUCCAAGAAGUCAGUUUGCAAUUUGCCCCCUGGGCCACGACCUCUUCCUCUGAUCGGAAACCUGAAUGUGGUGGACCUGAAAAAGCCAUUCCAGUCGCUGACAGAGCUCUCCAAGAUAUAUGGCAACGUCUUCACUGUGCAUUUUGGACCCAGGAGAGUUGUGGUACUGGCUGGAUAUGAAACCAUCAAGGAUGCCCUCUUAAAUCAUGCUGAAGAGUUUGGAGAGAGGGCAGAAAUACCCAUAUUUAGGAAAAUGACACAAGGAAAUGGCAUAGCAUUCAGCCACGGAGAGCUGUGGAAAACUAUGAGAAGAUUUACCUUGUCCACGCUGCGAGAUUUUGGAAUGGGAAAGAGAACCCUUGAGAUCCGAAUCCUGGAGGAAGUAAAUGCCCUUAUCAAAUAUUUUGAAUCCUAUCAUGGGAAACCAUUUGAUACGAAAAUGAUACUCAACAAUGCUGUAUCCAAUGUCAUCUGCUCUAUAUUGUUUGGAGAGAGGUUUGAAUAUGAUGAUCCAGUGUUUCUAGCUUUGCUGAAGCUGAUAAAUCAAAAUACUAAGCUGUUGGGCUCUCCUAUGGUGCUGUUAUAUAAUUUCUACCCAUCCCUUGGAUUUCUCUCUGGAGCUUCCAAGACAGUGCUACAAAAUAUCAGUGAAUUGAACGCUUUUCUCCAGAAGCUCUUCCAGGAACACAAAGAGGAGCUGAAUGAAAAUGACCUAACAGGCUUUGUGGAUGCCUUUCUGCUGAAGCAAAAACAGGAGUCAAAGAAGCCCCAUACUGCAUUCAACAAUGGAAACCUGAUGUUUUCAACUCUGGACCUCUUUGCUGCUGGGACUGAGACCACAUCCACAAUUGUGCGCUGGGGGCUGCUUCUGAUGAUGAAAUACCCAGAAAUUCAGAGAAAGAUUCAGGAAGAAAUGAACCAUGUCAUUGAACCGGGAGAGCUGCCUAAGUUGGAGGACCGGAAAAAAAUGCCUUAUACAGAAGCAGUAAUACAUGAAAUACAGAGGUUUGCCAAUAUUGUCCCCAUGGGUGUAUCACGAUCGACUCCCAGCGAUGUGAAUUUCCGAGGCUAUGUGAUUCCUAAGGGUACUGAGAUUAUUCCACUGCUGACCUCUGCUCUGAAUGAUGAGUUACAUUGGAAAACCCCAGAUCAGUUCAACCCUUCACAUUUCCUGGAUGCCAGUGGGAACUUCAUUAGGAGAGAAGCAUUUAUUCCAUUCUCCAUAGGACGAAGGGCUUGCCUUGGUGAAGGACUGGCUAAAAUGGAGCUGUUCCUCUUCUUUUCGGGCUUGCUCCGCAAAUUUGUUUUCCAGCCCCCUCCAGGAGUGGAUAAGUCAGACCUGGAUCUCACUGCUGAUGUCGGCUUUACCUUGACCCCCAUGCCUCACCUGGUUUGUGCUGUGCCCUGUGAAUGAUCAAACAACAUGGCAUUAGAGUAGUGAGCACUUCAAGCUUGAAAGCAAAUCUAGCUACAGUGGGGAGAAGCUGUCUGGCCCUGAGCUUUAGGGGAAGGAAGACACCAGGCACUGUUACUUUCUCUCAUUCAUGACAUUCUCUCCAACAGCUCUUGCAAUGUCUGUAUCAUGCAAACCCUUCCUGCUCUCAGAAACUGAUUCAUUCCCAGAACAGCACAUCAGAGAUCCUGUUUUCAGGACAGUUUGAAAGAGUGAAAUGCCUUCAAACCUCCUCUAUAGAUGUAACCCAUGAGAACUCUCCCCUGACAGCCCCUAUGGGGAAUUUCUCAGCCCAAAGUCCAAACCCUAGAGCAGAGCUGAUUAUCGAUGGCCCAGCUGGAGACAAGAGACACUCAAUGGAUCUGGAAGUCUCCUCAGGAUGGUUGUUCAGCUGAGCCUCAGACUGAGCUUCCAUUGUGCGAUACAACCUGCCUUAUCUUUAUUACAGAGUCCCAGACACAAGGGUGUAACAUGGGCUGAUGCCAAGACCCAGGCACGAGACAGUUAUCAGAAAACAUCUAAGUGGUUUGGGAAGUGGGUUCUUUCCAACUCACACCAGGCACUUUAUGCUUAACAGCCUAUUUAUGAUGGGGCCAGUUGAGCAGCUUUCUGCUUCUGCUGAGAAAGGCAUUUCUACCCCUCCCUCACCUCUCCUGGCUCAUCCUGGCUCUGGCACUUGUCCAAUCCCUUACUGGGCCAUCUUAGAUCCCUAAAGUGGCAGAAAAUGAGAAGCCAUGGCAAGGGAAGAGUUUCUGAGUCGGUGUGGCUGAAGCGAUACAAGCCUGAGGCGGUGUGAGGGCAAUGGAGCUGGGGCUGGGCAGCAGGACUGCCACGCUCCACCAGAGAGCUGGGAGAGCUCAGCCCCCUGCUGCACUUGCACCUCAGGAGCUGUACCUGCUCAGGAGGUCUUCUCUACCCUUCAGAGAAAGGAUCCUUCAGGGGAUGAAUCAGCUGGCAUAAGGUAAUUUCUCACUCUCUGCAUUGACUGCAGGGUGAACCAUCAUCCACAGGCUUCUAAUUCCAAACUUCAGUCUCAAUUAGCAGGUGUGUUGUGAUGAAUAGGGACAGUCAAUACUGUCCAUACAAUACAGUCCAUUCGACUGAAAAUGGGGCAGUUAUGGUAAACCUACAACACAAAACUAAAGCUGCUGUCAUCUAAAGCUGAUCUGUGCUGCAAAUGGAAGGAAAGAAAGGAGGAAGAAUAUAAAGGGAUGACAAAGUAGGGCGGCCUCGGGCCUCACUAGCUUUAGUUCACGCGACUAAAGGUAGCACUGUAGUAGUUAUACUCCAGCUUGUACUUGUGCUGGUGUUGCACUUGGACAGGGGCUGUACCACAGGCCCAGCUCCAGCUCCUGGGCACAGCUCAGGGAGUGCUCAGCAGGCUCUGCGACAAGGAAGCUGCUGCUGCUGCGCUUGCUUGCACUUGUUUUGCUGUUGCUCUAUUUGCAGUCUAACUACUGCAAGCCUGACCUUAUCACCUACUUGAUCAUUAAAUAUUUUGUUCUGUUGCUCUAUCUGGUGUGACAGUAUGAAGUUGAUUUUGGGUCAAACCGAUAAAGCUGGGCUGCACCACCUUUAAUACACCCGCACAAGAGAGGUGAGCACAGGGAUCCCCGGGGCAGCCUGCAGCCAGGACAUGUUCAGCAGCACAAAAAGUGAGCAAUAUACUCAUAGCCACAGACAUCUCAAAGGAAAUGGCUGAAUUUUAACUCCAGAAAAUCACAACUGCUGUGUGAGGCAGGGUGUGGCUCUGCACGCCUCUCUGAUGUGGCCCCUUACAGUGCUUCCUUGUGUCUCUUGCCCAUGCUCACAAGGAACCCAUCACAGUAAAAUCCAGCAGGAGUUAUCCGAGGGUGCUGUCUGGGAUGCACUGCUGGUCAAGAAUGGGACUGGCAUUGAAGGGAAGGCGCAGAGACUUGGGGGGGGGGAUUUAAGUUACAGGAUGCAGGGCUGCUGUUUUAC
Corvus hawaiiensis (hawaiian crow) is the source of this 3561-nucleotide messenger RNA. Its product is annotated as cytochrome P450 2K4-like. Gene Ontology annotation, cellular component: intracellular membrane-bounded organelle; cytoplasm. Gene Ontology annotation, biological process: xenobiotic metabolic process. The record is from RefSeq and is a predicted model, not a curated record. The transcript has 9 exons. Lineage: Eukaryota; Metazoa; Chordata; Aves; Passeriformes; Corvidae. The coding region runs from base 55 to 1560 and encodes 501 amino acids. Gene Ontology annotation, molecular function: iron ion binding; heme binding; oxidoreductase activity, acting on paired donors, with incorporation or reduction of molecular oxygen, reduced flavin or flavoprotein as one donor, and incorporation of one atom of oxygen.